AUGUUAAUCUUUACAUCAAUCAGGUCACUCUAUGCCUGGAGCUCAUUUGCCUUGCAAAUACUCUAUUGUUACAUUCUGUGCCCCUCUCCGCUCACUUAAAUGAUUAACUCCACCCCAGAAAAGAACUUUGUUGCAAUAUCCGGAGGAGAGAGGGAUCGUGACCCUCAAACCAUGGGGCCUGUCAGCUACUCCUCAGAGACCUAUGACUUGAGCCAGGUGGAGCUGAGUGGUUACUAUGAAGCUGAGAACACCACCCCUUCUUUGGAGGGCUACUUCUGCUUCAACCCAGCCUCAUCUGUGGUUGGCAACCAGGGAGACCCCUUCAGAAAGGUCUUCAUGCCCCUCAUCUAUCUGCUGAUGUUUGUGUUGGGGACUCUGGGCAAUGCUCUGGUCCUGGUCAUUUUAGAGAGGUUCAAGCGGUCUCGUACCACCACAGAAAACUUCCUUUUCCACCUCACCCUCGCCAACCUAGCACUGUUGCUCACCUUCCCAUUCAGUGUGGUGGAGAGCCUGGCUGGGUGGGUAUUUGGGAGGUUCCUCUGUAAGAUACUCAGUGCUGUCCACAAGAUCAAUUUCUACUGCAGUAGCAUGCUGCUGGGGUGCAUCGCAGUGGACCGUUACCUGGCCAUCGUCUAUGCGAUCCACACCUACCGCAAACGCAGAGCUCGCUCCAUCCACCUCACCUGCACAGCUGUCUGGCUCUGCUCAUUGCUUCUGACUUUACCUGAUCUCAUCUUCAUGGAAGUCUGGACAGAUGACAGCAACCGCAGCAUUUGCUAUUUUCCAGAAGUUGGGAUUGAUGGAAACAAUGCAUGGCUGGCAACUCGCUUCCUCUACCACACCGUGGGCUUCUUUGUGCCUCUGCUGGUCAUGUGUUACUGCUACAUGGCCAUCAUCCGGGCACUGUGUCAGUCCCAGCGCCUGCAGAGGCAAAAAGCUGUCCGUGUGGCCAUACUGGUCACAGGCAUCUUCCUCCUGUGCUGGAGCCCAUACCACAUUGUUAUCUUCCUGAACACGCUUACCAAGCUAGAAGCCUUCACCAAGAACUGCCUCCUGGAAGACCAACUGGACACAGCCAUCAUGGUGACAGAGGCCAUUGGCUUCACACACUGCUGCCUCAACCCCAUCCUCUACGCUUUUAUUGGGGUCAAGUUCCGUAAUGACUUCUUCCGGAUCCUGCAGGAGCUUGGCUGUAUAAGCCAGGAGACCCUGCAAGAGAUCCUGGAGGUGGCAAGGAAGGGUAGUGGGAUAGAGUCUGACAACAUCACCUCCAUCUCCACUUUCUAGCUGGGAAGGGCUGCCUGCGGGGAAGAACUGGCCUGGAUCUUUCCUUCCCAGUGGCACACUUGCUGUGGUCUCAAUUACAAGUUUCACAAGCAUCCCCACAACUUUCUUCACUCCUCAGGAAACAGGUCCAAUAGCCACCAAACACCCAAAUCUCAUCAGACACCUUGCUUGGCUGUUCCUGAUUCUCAAACUUGUAGAGACCCAUCUGGCAACUGUUGGUGAAUGCUGGAUGUCUGAUGGUCACUCUUGUGGAGCUGGAUGAAGAUGGUCGCUCAAGUGGGUUGAAGCUGACAUUCCCACCUCUCCCUUGAAAAACGGACUGCAGGCAUCUUGUGCACAAAGCCAGGCACAGGACUGGGGUGCCAGGGUUAAGGAAAAAUGUGCAGCCAAGUAAAUGAGUCAUGUCAGUAAACAGGUCUCCAUUUCACUAGCUAAGGUUGGUACACAUGUGCUCAAGGGAAGCCGUGGGACUCAGUGGCCAUCGCAACUGGAGAGAUGCAGGUAGGACUGAUGGGGGCUGCAAAGCUCAAUCCAAUAGCAUGGGUGUACAGUGCUGGACACUCUUUGACUGCAACAUUGUCCUCCUGCUGCAUAACAUCCCCCCAGCCUGCCACAACACCCUCAUCUUCCCAACACAGCUCAUGCCAGGAGGUCCUCCCACAGACUGAAAGAUUUGACUGUCACAGACUCCUUUCCUGACACCAGUUGCAUCCUUCCCCACUCAUUUGAUCUGUUUUACUGCUGUUAUGAUCUUCUGUGAGCGGCUGCUGAACUAAAUGCCUGACUAUGCAAAAGUUUUCCUUUAAGGAGGAACACUGUCUGAGGAGA
Messenger RNA from Zonotrichia albicollis (white-throated sparrow), 2115 nucleotides. RefSeq names its product C-X-C motif chemokine receptor 5 (gene CXCR5). Gene Ontology annotation, cellular component: external side of plasma membrane; membrane. Gene Ontology annotation, molecular function: C-C chemokine receptor activity; C-X-C chemokine receptor activity; C-C chemokine binding. The record is from RefSeq and is a predicted model, not a curated record. NCBI's taxonomy places the organism in Eukaryota, Metazoa, Chordata, Aves, Passeriformes, Passerellidae. Gene Ontology annotation, biological process: cell chemotaxis; lymph node development; G protein-coupled receptor signaling pathway.